Molecule: messenger RNA, 1170 nt
Organism: Nothobranchius furzeri (turquoise killifish)
Lineage: Eukaryota; Metazoa; Chordata; Actinopteri; Cyprinodontiformes; Nothobranchiidae
Product: coiled-coil domain-containing protein 106-like
Cellular component (GO): nucleoplasm
Source: RefSeq, a predicted model, not a curated record
UGGAGUAAUGGCUUCCUCUAGCUCUGUGAACAUGACGAGCCCUGGUCGAUCUGCAAUAGGCAGGCGAACGAGGGCAAAAAAGGGAAGUAACGACGUGGACAAGGUGGAUGUCAGUGUUACCAGUGGUGUGACUAUUGCUCCAACUGCACAGCUGACAGACAGAAGACGAUCACAAGAGGUGGAGAUCUGUAAGAUGAAGCUAGAGUGGCAAAAGGAUAAGAUUGAUGAGCUCACCAAAGAAAGAGACUAUCUAAAGGAGCAAUUAGCAGCAUGUCUCACAAAAGAACCCACAAGGUCUGUCCAGCAUCCCAGUGACGUACUGAGCAUGUCUUCACUUUCCUCUGACGGGUCAUUUGAUAAGGGUUCUGACUCCUCCAUGAGCACAACUUCAUCAGAUGAAGACAGUCAGAAGAGGAAGAAGAAAGGCAAAGCCAAAAAGAAUAAGAAGUCAAAGAAACAUGACCAAAUUGCAAGAACAAGAGCCCAGAAUCCCAAACAAGUGGUCUCCCGGUAUGAGAGGAUUUUGAGGCUGUUCAAAAGAGGAGGGACCAUGUCAGCUGCCUUUAAACGUCUGGGAGUGGACCGGAACACAAUUGUGGCAACUGCUCCAAUUGCUGAGCUUUUCAUUGUCGCACCUGAUAGGUAUAAAGAAUUAGAAAAAAACAGACAGGGAAAUAAACUGUCAUUGUUUGCAACACAGUGUGCUGCAGCAAUCAGUGCAGAUCCAGAACUAGAGGACAAACGUGAGUCCUAUAAGUCUUCUGGGAAGUUGCUUCCUCUUAAAAAAAAAGACUAGAUUUGUGUGUGUUUUUUUACAUUGUGAAAUGUGGUGAUAGGUCACCAUUGUUAACUGCAAAAAGGGCCAGAUUUAGUUAUGUAGUCCAGUUGAUUGGCAGAUUGGUGUGAUAAAAAAGACACUAUUUUUGGUUUGCAUGACUUUUAUUAUUUUUUUUACUGUUAGAUUCUAUGUUUAUUUUAAAGAUCACACAUGUGAUACAUUUCAUGUAAAAACAUACAGGUCAUAAAAGUGCAUCAAGCCUUGUUCUUUACUUCAAAUACUGGCUAAUAGUGGUUCAGCAAAAUGUUUGUUUUGACAGUUGUGUGUCAAUAUUUGGAAGCAUUGUUCUGAUGUUUUAUAAUUGGCAUCUUAAAAAUAAAGUGCUUUGUGUA